CCUUCUCUCCUUCGCUAUUGACCUUUCGCACUUAUUUCCCGCCAUGAAUCCAGCACUUUACGUAGCAACGAUAGUGGAGAGGGUUUUUGCACAUGUUCUCGACGACGCUGAAUCAAGAGCAGAAGAUGAGUUUGCCCGCGAAUACUUACAGCAGAGGUACAGACUGGCUGGCAUCUGUCAAGAGUGGAGAGCAAUAAUGGGCCCGCGCAUAUUCGAGAAGCUUUAUUUCCAUGUGCAGUGUCUCUCAGAGACCGUGCCCAAUUCGCACAGCAUGCGAGCCGCGACAGAGGCGGGCAUGGCUAAUGGAGGGGCCACAGCUAGCCCUGCCAUGCCUCGUUUCCACCUGCAGACGAAUUCCGAUAUUAUUCCGUUCAUGUUUCAACCACGAACGAUUAUUCUCCGGGUAGAUGGGGCGUCGGCGUUGGGGACAGGGCUGAGGGAUUUCCUGACACGGAGGGUCUUUGUGGAUCGUCCCUGGCCGUCGGUGCAGACGGUGAGAAUUGACAUGUCGCUGAAACGCGGCGUUGGUAAUGGCGCCGACAUGAGCCACAUGGCGCAGUCAAUCCAUUCGCUUUUGUCGGUAACACCCAACCUGAAGGCAUUGUCCCUGUCUGUGUGCAAUGCGGGCGAGCUCAGGCUAGACAUUGGGGCGGUGGUCAGCUCGCAUGCCCACCAGAUUGCAGCCCUGGAUGUCAAUUGCCUCACCACGACCGACUACUCGAGGCUUUUAUUUCCGGCAUUGAAAGACUUUUCCAUUUGGUACCGCGAAUUCGAGGAUCUGGUCAGCGGAUCCUGCAUGGAUAUCAGCCUGCUGACCAAUCUCAAGUUUCACACGAUCAAGCCAAAUGAGCUUUUCCGGCUGUUUGAGCGAGCAUCCGACAGGUACUCGGCGACAUUUCCUAAUCUCGAGACCCUCUCAAUCACAUUUGGAGUUUCCAGCGAAGAAGACACUGCGGUUCCCGACACGAGCAAGAAGGUCCUGUAUAGCUUCCCAAAGCUGCACAGCCUCUACCUCCGAUGCGACGGGGGCGAGUCUCCCGAGGUGUAUUGGAUGUUCAAGGACGCCCCGCUCGAAAGGCUGCAUCUCGUCGCUCGCAUCAAGUUCCUGCAGCAGCUCAACAUGUCGGAUUUUCCAAGGCUGGCGCAUGUACAGGUGUCGUUCAACCGGAAGGCUGGCGAGGUCGACCCCCAGUAUAUCCUAGGCAAUCUGGUCAGCCCCGUAUCCAAUCUCCGCAGGCUCGAGUUUGGCGUAGAUUGGAGUCUUUUAUGCGCAACAUGGCGCUUUGGAUGCGUGCGGCUCCGCUCGCUGAGCAUUGGCCAUCACUUCACACGCAACGAGCUCCGGAACAUCCUCCAACAGCUGCCUGAGCUUGUCACCCUCAAUAUCGAAUGCUACCUUACGCAUAGGGAGGGCAACGCAAGCAUGUCCGACAUGCAGUCGGCUGUGCUGAGGUCCGAUCUCUCGGUCGUCAAUCGCUCGCUGCAGGCGCUAACUGUAACCGACAAGUACUCUUACCGCAAGGCCGAUCUCUUCAGCGACCAGGCCGUGGCAUUGGUCGAAAUGGCCACCCAUCUUCCGUCGCUACUAAAGGUUGUGAUUGUGUGCGACCGCCCCAGGGCCCGCAGCCAGCUCAUCAAGGACGCGUUCGAGGGCUACGCGAUUCAGGAGCGGGCAAAGCACUUUGCCAAUGUGUCUGUCUACCUAAAAUUUUGCUAAAGGGGCUAUUGUUAGCAACAGGCUUAUUUUUCACACAUCUGCA
Messenger RNA from Linderina pennispora, 1760 nucleotides. RefSeq lists its product as uncharacterized. Lineage: Eukaryota; Fungi; Kickxellomycota; Kickxellomycetes; Kickxellales; Kickxellaceae. The coding region runs from base 44 to 1717 and encodes 557 amino acids. The transcript has a single exon. The record is from RefSeq and is a predicted model, not a curated record.